AUGGUGGAGGCGGAUGUCCUCAACAUCGGUAUGGUCAGCACGGAUCAAUAUUACUACGCCUGCGCAACCCUUAAUCAGGCUGGCAUAAUGGUGACGGCGUCGCACAACCCGCCCGAAUACGGCGGCUUCAAGAUGGUGAAGCAGAUGCCCGAAAUCUUGGGUGGUGAGAUGGUGCAAGCCCUGCGCUCCAUCGUCGAAACUGAAGCCUUCGCACGACCGAGCCGCCAUGGGAAAAUGAUCGAGAAGGUGCGGGACGUUGAUCUCCCUGAAGGUUUUGCCGAAAAGGUUCUGAGCCUGAUCGAUGUAGAUGCUUUGAUGCCGCUGAAGGUGAUAGCGGAUACAGGCAACGGCAUGGUCGGUCCCAUCCUGCAACGGAUUUACUCACGCCUCCCCACCGUUGAAUUGACCGGCAUGUAUUUGGAGCCGGAUGGCAACCUGCCGAACCGCGGUCCCGAUCCGCUGAAGCCGGAGAAUCGAGCAGGCGUUGCAGCGGCGGGUCGUUGCCGAAGGUGCUGA
Geodia barretti is the source of this 516-nucleotide messenger RNA. The record is from the annotation of a GenBank genome assembly. Lineage: Eukaryota; Metazoa; Porifera; Demospongiae; Tetractinellida; Geodiidae.